This is a messenger RNA of Macadamia integrifolia, 1065 nucleotides long. Its product is annotated as disease resistance protein L6-like. The record is from RefSeq and is a predicted model, not a curated record. The transcript has 6 exons. Lineage: Eukaryota; Viridiplantae; Streptophyta; Magnoliopsida; Proteales; Proteaceae. The coding region runs from base 1 to 1065 and encodes 354 amino acids. Gene Ontology annotation, biological process: defense response. Gene Ontology annotation, molecular function: ADP binding.
AUGCCUUGUUAUCGUUACUUAUAUGCGCAUUCUAUGGCUCGGCAAUGUAGGAUUAAUCCGUGGUUUUACAUUCACACUGCUAUUCUCAUCUUUGGCUCUGAUACCGAUGAUGUGUAUGCCCCGCAUUCCAAGAUAUUGUUCGCUUUGGAAGAUAUUCGAGAAACUUUCCCAACAAGGGCAACAGUUGUCCAUUUGCAAAGUCAACUUCUCUCUAAUAUCUUGAACCUAGAGAAUCCAAACGUUGGUAGCAUUGAACAAGGAAUUAAUCUGAUCAAGGAUAUAUUAUCCAAGAUGAAAGUUCUUAUUGUUCUUGAUGAUGUGGAUCAAAGUACAUAUUUAGAAACAAUAAUUGGGAAACGUGAUUGGUUUGGUACUGGAAGUAAGAUUAUUAUUACAACCAGGGACAAACAUAUCUUAGAUGUUCUUGAAGUAAACAAAACUUACGAGCCCAAAGAAAUGGAUUCAGAUCAAUCUCUUCAACUAUUUAGCAAACAUACCUUCAAAAUGGACCGACCUCCAGAACAAUAUUUGGUUCUAUCAAAAAAUGUGGUAAAAACUACUGGAGGACUUCCUUUGGCGCUUGAGGUUUUAGGUUCAUAUUUAGUUUGCAAAGAUGAAUUAAUAUGGAAAGGCACAGUGAAGAAGUUGAAGAAAAUUCAAAAUGAUGAAGUGCAAAAUAAGUUGAGAAUAAGUUAUGAUGGAUUAAAUUAUGAAGAGCAAGAAAUUGAAUUUUUCCCAGAAGCAGGAAUUGAAAAUCUUCGUUUGAAGUCAUUGAUUAAGAUUGGUGAAAAAAAUGAGUUAAGGAUGCAUGAUCAGCUAAGAGAUCUCGGAAGGGAAAUUAUUCAUCAAGAAAGCCUUAAGGAGCUUGGGAAACGCAGUAGGUUGUGUUCGCAUGAGGCACGGGAAGAACUAAGUACUAAAAUGUCUUUACUGAUGUUUGAAGAUAAGGGAACUAGGAAAGUUGAGGGACUCUAUAUUAACUUCCGUAGUUGGGCAAAUAUCAUAUGUUUGAUGAAUGAAGGAAUAUUUCCUUUUUCGGGAACUGAGAAUUUUGAGGAACUCUGA